AUUUAUUGUGAAAAAAUUUAAGAAAAUUUAAUUUGGUCAACUUCCGCUACCUGACAUACUGAAUUAACGCAAAUAUCUAAUCUAUUACCACGAUUGCUUGUCACUUUUGACAAUUCGUUUUGUUGUAAUUUUCGCGCAGAAGCACAAAAGAAAUUGGAAAUUUCUGGCAAAUUAAAUUUUUUAUAAAAGACACGCGAGUUGAAAGUUAAACGUCAGUUUAAAACAGAAAACACAAGAAUAAAGAUAUAACAAAGCGAAAGGCUCUUAGCCGAAUACUAGUGAUUUUUCAAGCAACAAAGAAAAUCAGUGUGAUUUAUUAUCUUAAAUAUUUAAUUAAUUAAAACAAAUUUACAAAAAUGGUACGACGUGGACGUUCAGCUAGCCCACCCCCAGCUACCAGGAGGAGUGCGCCCACACAUCAUGCACCAGCUCCAACACCAAAUGUGCCGGCACGCGCCGCUCCGGCAGCACCCCCAGCACCAGUACAAGCUGCACCCAGCGCUGUUGGCGCACCACAGCAGCCAUCAAUGUUCCAACAAAUGGCAGCUACCGCUGGUGGUGUAGCUGUUGGCUCAGCAGUGGGACAUACACUUGGUGCCGGUAUUACUAGCUUGUUCAGUGGUUCUGGUGAUAAAGAGGCUGCCGCUCCCGCUGCCGCAGCAGCUCCACCAGCUCAACAGCAAUACUACGGCAAUGCAGCUCAGCCCAACGAGCCACAAGGUGCUUGUGCUUGGGAGAUUAAACAGUUCCUGCAAUGCGCUCAAGGCCAAUCUGACUUGACACUCUGCGAAGGCUUCAAUGAAGCGCUACGUCAAUGCAAGGUUCAACAUCAUUUGCAAUAAAUUGUUGGUUGACACACAGCAAACUCAAUUACUUACAUAAAUAUUCAAACCGUUAUAUGAUAUAAUACAAUAUUAAUCAAUGAAAUAAUUGUGAACAAAAACAAAACAACAAAAACAAAUUUAUAAUUUAGAUGUUUCAAAGUUCAA
This is a messenger RNA of Zeugodacus cucurbitae (melon fly), 989 nucleotides long. It is a transcript of the gene Chchd2, whose product is annotated as coiled-coil-helix-coiled-coil-helix domain-containing protein 10, mitochondrial. Gene Ontology annotation, biological process: mitochondrion organization. The transcript has 3 exons. Gene Ontology annotation, cellular component: nucleus; mitochondrion. The record is from RefSeq and is a predicted model, not a curated record. Lineage: Eukaryota; Metazoa; Arthropoda; Insecta; Diptera; Tephritidae. The coding region runs from base 357 to 842 and encodes 161 amino acids.